Symbiodinium necroappetens is the source of this 432-nucleotide messenger RNA. NCBI's taxonomy places the organism in Eukaryota, Dinophyceae, Suessiales, Symbiodiniaceae. The record is from the annotation of a GenBank genome assembly.
AUGCUGCGGAGAGGAUGGCUAAAAUGGGUUGGCCAGGUGAGCCAGGGGACAGGCCAGUUCGAUCCGAGUGCGAGUUAUGCCAAGGUGUGGCAGGUAGUGCGUCCAUGCAAGAUGGUCUUGGCCGAUGGCAAGAACAGCAGUACUCUCACAGCCCGUUUUGGGCAGGGUGCAAGCUUUGAGCAUGCAGAGACCCUUAAUUUGCCGAACUGGCGGGAUGAGCUAAAAUCUGAGCUCGGGUCUGAACUAUUGAAACGAGACGGUGUGGUGCAGUGUGAUUCUGGCAUCGAUGUGGCCGUGUUCCAUGGCAUUGCAACGAAUGGCACGCACGCAUGCAUUCAGCAAGUGGAGCCUGAUCGGUUACCAACUGCUGCAGAAUUGAGACAGCAGCAGCAAGCGCGUUAUUCGCGCACGGGCUGUGAUCGUUUCACCUGA